AUGCAGUCGUAUGCUGUGUCAACGAUGCCGCCACCGGUUGUGUACACGGACGAAUCAUUUAAUCACCACCACUACAAGUGCCAUAAUGACAGUCUCUACGACCCAAACUACGCCUUUGACAAUGCCACGAAGGAGAGGCACAAGUGUCAGCGUCAUUGCUUAAUUGCGGGAAUCUUGGACUCGGCAACCAUGGACAGCAAGCUUCUGGGCCUCAACAUCUUCACUGGCGGCAAAGCAAGAGGCAAUGAGCCCAAGGACUACCAUGGCAAAUUUCUCUCGGAGAUGGACCAGCUGCAUUUGACCAACGCACUGAUCGUCAUGGAUAAUUCAAUAUACCACAAAGGUCGCCCUGGAGACACUCCAUCAAGCAGAAUGCGAAAGAAGCGUUUGCAGGACGAAUGUGUGCGAUUUGGCAUCGAAUUCGACGAGUUUGACUACAAGAGCAUCCUGUGGGAGAAGCAGUCGCAGUAUAUUCACAAGCACAUCGAUCCGGCCGUAGGUGACAUGGCAAAGAAGCGUGGCCACACAUUUGUAUUUACUCCGCCGCACCACUCUGAUGAUAUUUGCAGCCCAAUGAGGUGGUUUGGGCCAUUGUCAAAGGUGAAGUUGGCCGUCGUUAUGACAAUAAAACCAAGUUCGCAGACGUCAAGAAGUGGAUUGAAGCGGUACUUGCUGCUUUAA
Molecule: messenger RNA, 681 nt
Organism: Aphanomyces invadans
Lineage: Eukaryota; Oomycota; Saprolegniomycetes; Saprolegniales; Verrucalvaceae
Exons: 2
Coding region: 1-681 (226 amino acids)
Source: RefSeq, a predicted model, not a curated record